This is a messenger RNA of Hyla sarda, 2666 nucleotides long. RefSeq names its product hydroxyacyl-CoA dehydrogenase trifunctional multienzyme complex subunit alpha (gene HADHA). Gene Ontology annotation, cellular component: mitochondrion; mitochondrial fatty acid beta-oxidation multienzyme complex. The transcript is spliced from 20 exons. Lineage: Eukaryota; Metazoa; Chordata; Amphibia; Anura; Hylidae. Gene Ontology annotation, biological process: fatty acid beta-oxidation. Gene Ontology annotation, molecular function: enoyl-CoA hydratase activity; NAD+ binding; long-chain (3S)-3-hydroxyacyl-CoA dehydrogenase (NAD+) activity. The coding region runs from base 67 to 2343 and encodes 758 amino acids. The record is from RefSeq and is a predicted model, not a curated record.
CCUCGGCCCCCUGAUAGGAGGAGCCCCGGCGGCACCGUGCGUCCUGUCAGUGUCACCCCGGACAACAUGGCGGCUGUGAGGUGUAUCGGAGCGCUGGCCCGGCUGGGCGGGAGGACAGGUUUCACCACAAGAUCUUUAUCCAUGUCUUCUGCCCUGCUGUCGCGGACACACGUCAACUACGAGGUCAAGAACGAUGUCGCCGUUGUCCGAUUCAACACCCCAAACUCUAAGGUGAACACGUUGUCUGAACAGCUCCAGAGUGAAUUCAAUGAAGUGAUGAAUGAGAUCUGGGCCAACGAUGCCGUGAAGAGCGCCGUCCUCACCUCCGCCAAACCCGGCUGCUUCAUCGCCGGAGCCGACAUCAACAUGAUAGAGUCCUGUAAGAGUUCCCAGGAGGUCUCACGACUAUCUGAAGCCGGGCAGAAGAUGUUUGAGAAACUGGAAAAGUCUCCUAAACCCAUUGUGGCGGCCAUCAAUGGCUCCUGCCUUGGAGGAGGACUGGAGGUGGCCAUCGCCUGCCAGUAUCGUGUGGCUACAAAAGACAAGAAGACUGUUCUGGGGACACCUGAGGUCUUGUUGGGUCUUCUACCCGGUGCUGGGGGGACCCAGCGACUCCCUAAGAUGUUGGGUCUUCCUGCGUCCUUUGACAUGAUGCUGACCGGCAGGAACAUUCGUGCUGACAAAGCCAAGAAGAUGGGGCUGGUGGAUCAGCUGGUGGACCCCCUGGGUCCCGGUCUGAAGAGUCCUGAGGAGCGCACCAUGGAUUACCUGGAGGAGGUGGCCGUGUUCUACGCCAGAGGGAUCGCCGACAAGAAGAUCUCCCUGAAGAAGCAGAAGGGGCUGAUAGCGAAGAUCACAGACUACGUCUUGUCCGUCCCGUUCGUGAGGCAGCAAGUGUACAAGAUGGUGGAGAAUAAAGUGAGGAAGCAGACCAAGGGCCUGUACCCAGCCCCCCUGAAGAUCAUCGAGGUGGUGCGCACCGGGGUGGAGCAGGGAUCGGAGGCCGGGUACUUGGCGGAGUCUCAGAGGUUCGGGGAACUGGCCAUGACCAGCGAGUCCAGAGCGCUCAUCGGCCUCUACCACGGCCAGGUCCAGUGCAAGAAGAACAAGUUCGGGAAACCGGAAAGAGAAGUCAAGAACCUGGCGAUCCUCGGGGCGGGGCUGAUGGGCGCCGGAAUCGCACAGGUCACUGUGGAUAAAGGUAUCAAGACCAUCCUGAAGGACACGACCGUGGAAGGUCUGGGCCGAGGACAGCAGCAAGUGUUCAAGGGCCUCAAUGACAAGGUGAAGAAGAGGAGCGUCACCUCCUUCGAGCGGGACAGCAUCAUGAGCAACCUGACGGGGCAGCUGGAUUACAAGGGAUUCGAGAGCGCGGACAUGGUGGUGGAGGCCGUGUUCGAGGACAUCAAGAUCAAACACAAAGUCCUGCAGGAGGUGGAAGCGGUUGUUCCCCCGCACUGUAUUUUCGCCAGUAACACGUCUGCUCUGCCCAUCUCUCAGAUCGCUGCCGUCAGUAAGAGACCAGACAAGGUGAUCGGGAUGCAUUACUUCUCUCCUGUGGAUAAGAUGCAGCUCUUAGAAAUCAUCACAACAGAUAAGACGUCUCAGGACACCGCAGCCUCCGCCGUGUCUGUAGGACUGAAGCAGGGAAAAGUCAUCAUCGUGGUCAAGGACGGUCCCGGAUUUUACACCACGCGGUGUUUGGCCCCUAUGAUGGCGGAGGUUGUCCGUGUCCUCCAGGAAGGUGUAGCCCCCAAGAAGCUGGACUCUCUCACCACUGGCUUCGGUUUCCCGGUGGGCGCCUCCACGCUGGCUGACGAGGUUGGCAUUGAUGUGGCCGCCCACGUGGCGGAGGACCUGGGCAAGGCUUUUGGGGAGAGGUUUGGAGGAGGCAACGUGGACUUCCUGAAGGCAAUGGUGCAGAAGGGAUAUCUGGGACGUAAAUCUGGGAAAGGUUUCUACGUGUACCAGCCGGGGACGAAGGAACGAUCCGUGAACUCCGGAGCCGAGGAGAUCCUGGAGAAAUACAAGCUGCCCGUCAGGACCGACGUAUCUUCCGAUGAGGAUAUCCAGAUGCGUCUGAUCACCCGCUUUGUGAAUGAAGCCGUCCUGUGCCUCCAGGAGGGGAUCCUCAGUAACCCAGUGGAGGGAGAUAUCGGCGCCGUCUUCGGGCUUGGCUUCCCGCCGUGCCUUGGAGGUCCUUUCAGAUACACGGACGCCUACGGGGCGAAGCGAAUUGUGGAGAAGAUGAGGAAGUUUGAGGACGUGUACGGCAGCCACUUCACCCCCUGCCAGCUGCUGCUCGAUCACGCCAAGGACCCCAGCAAGAAGUUCCACCACUAACCCCCAGCCGUCCCGGUACUCGUGGCCCCUCCCCCCCCCUGCCGUAGUGUCUGAGCUCCCAGGUGACCGCCGAAUGUAUGGAGGAAGGGGCAGAGGCUCGUGACGUCCCGUGCGCCAUACGUGCCUUAGAUCCAAGUUGUCACUCGGGCACCGCGUUCCCGCCAUGUUGACGCUUUUUUUUUUUUUUUGCACUUAACAAUGUGAGACUUUAACUCUUUAAUGUCCCCUGGGGACGAGGAGGCGGCGCUGCAGCAGCGCGUUCAUUCCAUGUCACGCGGAUGUCGUCAAUAAAACGUUUUUUCGGAAAGGUCGGUUUUCACUUU